AUGUCCCGUCCGAAAUCCGCACCACGAUUCAACGGGCGUGACAAGCUCAAGGCGCAGAUCGAAAACGACGAUAAGAAGCGAAUGAAGCACAGCUCCAAGUUAAGGCGCUUCCUUCCCUCUGUCGACGGCCUCGUCUUGCCUAAGCUGACUGGCCCGAUGCUAGAAGAGAUUGAGACUGCACUCAGGCCGACGCCCGCGCACGAAGCCCUUGCCAAGGGGUACGGACUGACCAUCAGCCGCUCGGACAUGAGCACUCUAGCGGAGUACCAGUGGCUCAACGACGAGGUGGUCAACUUCUACAUGAACCUGCUCGUCGAACGGACCAAGCAGAACAGUGACCUACCCAAGCUGUACGCCUUCAACACCUUUUUCUUCACGAAGAUGGCGGCCGAGGGACACUCAGCCGUGAAGCGGUGGACGAAGGAAGUGGACCUGUUCUCUUACGACAUAGUCCUGGUGCCGCUCCACUUCACGGAUCACUGGUGCCUCGCGACAAUCGACUUCAGGAAGAAGCAAUACGACAGCAUGGGCAACAGCCGCGAGAGGCGCAACUGCCUCCACAAGCUGCAGCUCUACUUGGAGGCAGAGAGCCAGGACAGGCGGGGACACGGCCUGGACUGGGAACCCUGGGAGCUGCAGGUGAUAAGCGACCUGCCGCAGCAGCACAACGACUGCGACUGUGGCAUCUUCACCUGUCAGUACGCCGAGUGUGUGUCGCGCGAUGCCGAGAUCUCCUUCGGACAGCAGGACGUGCCAUACUUCCGCAAGCGGAUGGUGUACGAGAUCUUACAUGGGCAGCUUCUCCCUGUCUGAGCGGUGUUUCCUUUUAAAGCAAUGUACAUAAUUUACUAGUCAGCGUCGGCACUUUUUUUAAUGGUUCUCAAACAAA
Molecule: messenger RNA, 889 nt
Organism: Ixodes scapularis (black-legged tick)
Lineage: Eukaryota; Metazoa; Arthropoda; Arachnida; Ixodida; Ixodidae
Product: sentrin-specific protease 1-like
Biological process (GO): protein desumoylation
Cellular component (GO): nucleus
Molecular function (GO): deSUMOylase activity
Source: RefSeq, a predicted model, not a curated record